AUGGCGGCGGCUCCGGCGGCGGCACCAACUCAUUCGCCCGCGUCCUCCUCUUCCUCGGCGUGCCGCGCCGGAAUCUUCUCCAGCGGGACAUCCUGCCCCAAUCUUCGCUCCGUCGCUGCUUGGGCCCCUGGAUGGAGGCGCAGGGAACCGUACCCGGCAGUCUCCGUGGAGGCGGGCUCCGCGCAGUCUGCGCCGGGAGCUGUAGCCGUCGACCCCAAGGUUGACAUGUUACUAGACAGUGUGAAGUGGGAUAGCAAAGGGUUGGCUGUUGCUAUUGCACAGAAUGUGGAUACUGGAGCCAUACUUAUGCAGGGUUUUGCUAACAAAGAAGCCCUUGCAAAAACUAUAUCAACCAGGAAAGCUACAUUCUUUAGCCGCUCACGGUCUUCCCUGUGGACAAAAGGGGAGACAUCCAUGAACUUCAUUAAUGUCCAUGACAUUUUCCUUGAUUGUGACCGUGAUUCUAUAAUAUACAUUGGAAAGCCAGAUGGACCUACCUGCCAUACAGGAGCAGAAACCUGUUACUAUACUUCAGUUUAUGAUGCUCUACAAAGUUCAAAGCCCAAUGAAGGCAGGCAGGUUGUGACAACCCUAUACUCACUUGAAGAUACAAUUAGUAGAAGACAGGAGGAGAUAGUUACUGAAGGAGGUGGCAAGCCAUCAUGGACCAAAAAACUACUGCUUGAUAACCAGCUACUUUGCUCGAAAAUACGUGAAGAAGCUGGUGAACUAAUUCAAACACUGCUCGAGAACGAGGACCAAUCUCGUGCUGCUUCGGAGAUGGCUGAUCUGCUGUACCAAGCUAUGGUGCUGCUCAGAGUCAAGGAUGUAAAGAUGGAGGAAGUCCUUGAGGUCCUGAGGAAGAGAUUUCCUCAGUCUGGUAUUGAGGAGAAGGCUGGUCGUAAUAAAUCUUAG
Miscanthus lutarioriparius is the source of this 915-nucleotide messenger RNA. Lineage: Eukaryota; Viridiplantae; Streptophyta; Magnoliopsida; Poales; Poaceae. The record is from the annotation of a GenBank genome assembly.